AUGCUCUUUCCCACACAGAUUUGUAUGCUUUUUCUAGUUGUAUUGGUCAAUGCUGCAGAGCAGAGCGUUUCUGACAAAAACACUGGCUGUGUGUACGGUCACCCCGGGAUCCCUGGAGACCCGGGACACAAUGGAAUGCCAGGACGUGAUGGCAGAGAUGGGGCCAAAGGUGAUAAAGGAGAUAUAGGUGAUAUAGGAACAUGCGGCACAGCUGGUAAAGAUGGACCAAAAGGAGAUAAAGGAGAACCUGGUGUUCCUAGCAUAGCUGGUGCGAAGGGGAAGCGUGGAGACAAUGGAGAAAGGGGUCCACCUGGCAAAAUGGGGCCCCAAGGCUUCCCAGGGCCACUGGGUUUAAAAGGUCAGAAGGGAGAACUUGGUUUGUCAGGACCACAGGGCAUCAAAGGGGACGUGGGUCCUAUAGGCCCUGUGGGACCACAAGGAGACAUUGGCUAUAAGGGAGACAAGGGCAUACAGGGUCCUUUGGGGCCCCCAGGGCGAUCAGGCCCAAAAGGUGAAAUCGGCCAUCCAGGUAUCAAAGGCAGCAGUGGUGUUCGUGGUGAGAAAGGGUCAAAAGGGGACAUUGGGGAGCAAGGCCCAAAGGGGGACAUGCCUGAGAUACCAAAAAGCGCCUUCUCAGCCAGACUGAGCGAAAGCUCCAAAUUACCUGCCGCUAACACUCCAGUUCUCUUUGAUAAAAUCAUCUAUAACCGUCAGGGACACUAUGAUCCUCAGACUGGCCGCUUUACUUGUGCCAUCAGAGGAGUGUAUUAUUUCACCUACCAUAUCACUGUGUACUCUCGCAAUGUAAAAGUGGUCCUGAUGAAGAAUAGUCAGCGAGUGAUCUACACUAUGGACAGCUAUCAAGGUGGUGAGGACCAAGCUUCUGGAGGAGCAGUCCUAGAACUGGAAGCCGGAGACAAAGUGUGGUUGCAAGUGGCUGAUAAACUGCUAUUUAAUGGGUUAUAUGCAGAUGAAGAUGACGACACUGUUUUUUCUGGCUUUCUCCUCUUUGCAACCUAA
This is a messenger RNA of Sinocyclocheilus rhinocerous, 1020 nucleotides long. Its product is annotated as complement C1q and tumor necrosis factor-related protein 9-like. Gene Ontology annotation, molecular function: protein binding. The transcript has 3 exons. The coding region runs from base 1 to 1020 and encodes 339 amino acids. The record is from RefSeq and is a predicted model, not a curated record. NCBI's taxonomy places the organism in Eukaryota, Metazoa, Chordata, Actinopteri, Cypriniformes, Cyprinidae.